CAUCCCAUGCCGAUAUCCGGCAUCCAAGGCCAAAUGCUCGAAGUAACAGUUGUUCUAUGCGCCGGAUUGAAGAAUACGGAAUUCAUAUCCAAGCAAGACCCGUACGUUUGCGUCGAAUACGAAGACGCCAGGGUCAGAACCAGAACGUGCACAGAUGGAGGCAGGAACCCCACCUUCAGGGAGAAAUUCAACUUCACUCUCAUCGAGGGUCGCCAGGAAAUGAACGUCAACGUCUGGAACAGCAACAUGUUUUCCGGGGACGACCAUAUUGGCAGCGGAAGGAUUCAGUUGUUGAAGGUCCUCAAAGAAGGAUACGAUGAUUCUUCAUGGCCUCUCCAGUGCAAAAGAGAAAGGCAUGCUGGAGAAAUAAAGCUGAUACUGCACUAUAAGAAGCUAAAUCAUUCGAACAACGAGGCAAUGCCCGCCCCCUCAUAUCCACCUCCGUCAGCACCACCGCAAGCAUAUAGCGUUUAUCCCCUUGCUUACGUUCAGCCACCGCCCAGCACCUACCCUCCGGUUGGCUAUUGGCCCUGCCCCACUCAUCCACCACCAAGCUAUCCUCCUCCUCCUCCAUAUCCCCCUCAGCCUCCUGUCUAUCAACCGCCACCGUAUCCCCCAACAACGUAUCCUCCGGCCACAUACCCACCGGCUUCAUACCCACCGGCUCCAUACCCACCGGCUUCAUAUCCAGGUACCCUCUCAACUGUGUCCUGCAAGCAUAUGGAUCGUAGAACGGAUCAAUCAGCUGCUUAUAUGCAUCUCGUGUUUUAUACAGGGCAAUACCCAGGAGCUUACCCACCAUACUGA
Molecule: messenger RNA, 807 nt
Organism: Nymphaea colorata (pocket water lily)
Lineage: Eukaryota; Viridiplantae; Streptophyta; Magnoliopsida; Nymphaeales; Nymphaeaceae
Exons: 6
Coding region: 7-807 (266 amino acids)
Source: RefSeq, a predicted model, not a curated record